CCAGUUCCGUGGCUGGUAACAUUUCGUCGGUGCAGAUUUGAUAUCUAUCUUGAAAUUGAAAGAGAUGCCGCUUCGUCAGGCUUUGGAAACAGGAUUGCGCUUUGCGAAGCGUUCAUUCAAAGGGGGUAUGUAUGCAUGAAUUUAAUUUUCUAAUAGUUCCCGAACAUUUCAACAUUAUCUGUUUCAAGCAGAGAAUUAAAAAUAUUUACAUUAAAACAAAAUCGAACUAUCACACCGUCAGUUGACUGAGAUGUGUCAAAAUUGUAAAGUUUUAUAUUGCGCAGAGAAUAGGGAGCUUAAGAUACACCAAAUCUAAGACGUGGACGCCGUGACGAAAAACUGCCGCUAAAGACCUUUAGAUUGACGUUUACAGCAAACGUCAGACCGCUAACGACGUUUUUGAUUUUACAGCUCUUUAUAACCGCUUUUACAAGAGUUUUGAAAUAUAUUAAACACUUACUAAACUUGUGGUAUUUAACAAUGAUUCAAGAAACAAAUUGACCACUUGUCAUGUAUCACCAAAGCAGUAAAUCAAGCCUAAAAUUUAUACACUAAACGUCAACUUCAAACGCCAUGAUCUUUUAAUUUACUGCUUUGAUGAAUAUGUGACUAUAGUCUAUAUAGUGGCUUAGUGCCGAAGUGGUUAAUUUGCUUUGUCUUAAAUCAUUGUUAAUUAAAAACGGUUAUGUUUUUUUAUUCACAGAAUCACAGUUUACUUCACGGGUAAAAACUAUGGAGUGUUGUUGGUAAACAAAGCCAGGGACACGAGAAAAACAAAAUAAAACUAGUUUGUUUUUUAUUUUAUCAAACUAAAUACGCAAUUUGUACGAUUUUCUUGACGGGAAAUUCCCGCAUAGUCCGGGGAAUCCCACGCACGCCAGCCUAGCGAGUAGUGGCAAGAUUCAUAAAAGUUCGAGUAAAGUAUGGUAACAUUUUUAUAUUUUUUCCUGAACACAAUCGAAAUAUUAUAAUUACAAAGGGGUUAUCGGUUAAAGGGGAAACGGAGAAUCUGGGAACGGGGAAUAUUGGGGAAUGUGGGAAUAUCUCGGGGAAUGUCAUAUUUCCCCUUUUAAAGGGGCAAUAUGAUAUUCUCCAAGAUAUUCCCCCGAGAUAUUCCCCAAGAUAUUCUCCCAUUCCCCGAAAUAUCUCCCAUUUCCAAUAUCCCCCCAUUCUCCUAUAUUUCGGCCGUUUCUCCAUCCUCCGUUUCCCGAUUGCCCGUCACUCCUUUUCAAAAAGAUAGCCAUUAAAAGGUUAUAAUUAUCAAUCUCUCCAAAAUAUAUGAUGAAGAUUUUUUCUUAGACAUUUCUAAAACAUUUUCAACAGUGUAAAAUACCCGAAAUGUUUAUAAAUGGCUAAACAAUGAAAAGACAAUGGAACGAUCUGAUCACUGGAUCAUGACUGGAUGACAUGGAGAACAGUGAGAUUUUCAAAAAAAUGAAAAGACAAUUGAACAUUCUGAUCACUGAAUCAUGACUGGAUGGUACGGAGAACAGUGGGAUUUCAAAAGCAAUGAGAAGACAAUGGAACAUUCUGAUCACAGGAUCAUGACUGGAUGGCACGGAGAACAGUGGGAUUUUCAAAACAAUGAAAAGACAAUGGGACAUUCAGAUCAAUGGAUCAUGACUGGAUGGCAUGGAGAACAAUGAGAUUUUCAAAACAAUAAAAAGACAAUGGAACAUUCUGAUCACUAGCCAUAAUGUUUAUAAUGGUUAUUAUUUAAGUGGCUUCUUUUCACGUUUGGUAUACACUACUUUGACUUUGGCGAUUGAGAUCGAUUCCGAUAACGUUCGGCUUUCGCGAAGGAAAUCUUUGAAAUGAACUGGUUCUGCUCUUGGUAAAAUUAUAGGCAGCCCAGCAAAUAAAAUAUAUGUAUUCACUGAAGGAGUUAAACGCUUAAAAUGCGUAUAAAGAUUAAAGUUCGUCUGAAUUUGCCAAGCCUAUCAGUAUCAUAACUUUUUUUAGAAAUUUGCGUUAUUUUUGCUUUUUCCAGCGAACGUACUAGUGUGUGUUGUAAAUGUAUAUUUUGGCAACGAUAUAAUAUAUGCCGGGCAAUAUAAUACAUGCCGGGCAAUAUAAUGACGUACAUGAUAUCAAAAACAUAAUGUCAUAUACUUCUUGCUUUACUUGGGACCCAAUUUCAGAACUAGAAACAUGCAUAAGUUAGAUCAUUAUACAUCAGUUAAUUUUUAGGCAUUCAUCAUGCGACACCUCGUUCGACUUCAACUGUUCAAAAUGCUAUGAUUAAACCAAAAGUUAUUGGUGAUCAGGUACAGCCGCCAAUUGUCAGAAAGUUUUUCUUUGCCCACUGGCUUCAAAAUUCCUCAAGAGUUGUUUCUUUUAAAAGUAAGUGAAAUAAGCUGUUAUUAUUUGUAGAAAUCACAUUCUCUAUUAAAUUGAAAUUAUAUAAUCGUAUCUAAUUAAUAUGUUCUAAAAAUACACUAUAUAAUACAGAUUACCCAAUCGAACGAACCGUGGCCAAUGGAAGAAUGAAUCCAAUGCUCCUGUUUUUGGCACUUGUUGGAUUCACAUAUAUGGGUAAGUAUAGUACUACCUGUUCGCAGAUCACUUUUUAAGUUAAGCUAUAAUAUACUUUCAAAUUAAAAAGUGGUAAGAUGCUUAUGAAACUUCUAUAUGCAUGAGUGCCGCGGUUCUUUUCUAUUUGAAUCAAUGAGUUUAUAAAUUCUAGUGCUGAAUAAAUAAUUAAUUAAACUAUGCUUGGUCAAUAAGUAAAGGUUAUUUUCUUGUAAUAUAGAAGUAAAAGAGAAUGAAACUUCAGGGUCAGCAACAUGCUCACCCGAAGAAGAGAAACUGCACCGUUUGUUGCAAGAUAUGUUACAAAGCACAGCAAAGGUAACUGUUCCACAAAUGCUACAUCUGCACUGAUAACAUAAAAACUUACAACACAAGAGAUUCUUCGUGGAUUAUUUUGAUAAAUUAUCUUUUUCAGAACAUUCCCGAGGUAUCAGUGAAUCACACUGGAAAGAAAUUGAAGGAUUAUAGAAUCAAGGAACGUCUUGGCAAAGCGUCUUGCAAUUCAGCUGUUUAUGCUGCAGAAAUUCAUGAUAAUCCGGUAGCUGUUAUUAUGAAUGCUUCAAGCAAUAUUCAUUUACUAAACUUCAAAAAUGUUAUAAUGAUGUCAUAAUGUGAUGUCAUAUAUGUCAUUAUGAUGGCUGUCAUGAUGAUGUCAUAAUAAUGAUGUCAUCAUAAUAUGAUGUCAUGAUGAUGUCAUCAUACUGCACCAUCAAGAUGAUGUCAUCAUAACAUGAUUUCAGGUCCAUAAACCUUGAUGUGUAUUACUGAUAAUUUAUUAUUUAUGUUUUUUUUUCUUAGUGUGCUCUGAAAAUGUUGUUCAACUACAGUGCAAGCUCUCAAAGUGUAUCACUGGAGAAAGUAAGCAAUUUGUUUUAAGCUAAUUAAUAUACAGAAAAACGCCAUUAUACUGUAUGUUUUUAAUGGAUAUGAUGACUAAAUAUAAGUUUAUUGGAAUGUUAAUAUUUGAUUUCUAGGCCUUCUCUAAAGAACUUGCAGUGUUACCAAGAAACGAGGAGAUACCAACAAUGAAUGGUAAGCCGUAACAAUUUUACAGGUAAAAAAUGCGCGAGUGUUUAAGCGCUGCUGCACUUCAGAGUUUUAUAGAAUUCCUUGUUGUGCAAGUAAGUAAGUAGUUUAAUAUGAAUGAGCAGCAGAUUUUAUCAAUCUAAAUAAGACUAUUUCAUAAAUCUGAAAUAUUAUUUUAAUUCAUAUCUUUCUGAUAUUUCUUGGAUUAAAACUAUGAUAAUGUACUUAUUGUAAUGCAGAUACAUCAAGAUAUACAAGACUUCCAAAUCAUUUUAAUGUGAUAAAAGUUCUGGGGCAUUUUGCUGACAACACUCCAGUACUUUCUGAUGCGGUGGACAGCUAUCCACUAGCUUUGCCAUCGCGUUUGUAUCGUGAUGGUUAUGGAAGAAACAGAACUAUGUUUUGUGUCAUGCAAAAGUAUGUGUAAAGCCGUGCGUUUGAAUAUAUCAGUGUUGAAUUUAUUCUUGAAACCUUGGCAAUGGGAUAAAAUGUAACUAUAAUUACUGAACAUAAAUUCAAUGUCUACAAUACCUUCUCGUAUUUAAAUCCACCUGUUUCACAUCCCCAGAUUUUCAGGAACACUUCACGAUUACAUUGCAAAACAUAAAGACAAUCUCCACACCAAGACCUCAUUAGCAUUAUUGGCGCAACUACUUGAAGGCUUGCGUCAUCUUAACAUCCAUGGAGUGGCGCAUCGCGAUCUGAAAAGUGAUAAUAUUUUGGUCAAUGAAAGCGCAAAUGGAAUGCCUCAUUUGGUUAUAACUGACUUGGGGUGCUGUUUAGCUGAGAAACGUCAUGGUUUAAAACUGCCGUUUGAAACUGACGAGACAAGCAAAGGUGGCAAUGCUGAACUGAUGGCACCGGAGGUAGGAAAUAAAUUUCAGUAUUUUGUAGUUCGUAAUAUUUAGUUCGUAUUUAAUGCUAAAACUUGAGAUACAAAUCUUUUAAAUUCUUCAGGUGGUUAGUGCUGAACCUGGUCCUGGGCAGAUAAUUGACUACAGUAAAUCUGAUGGUACGUAUAAAUUGUUCAUUCGCGUGUUCACACGGAACAGCUAUAGUGGUCAAUAAUAGAAGCAAGAUUAUAAUUAAACUACAUCUCUGAAUUCUGUUUAUUGGCCUCCAAACACAAGACAUACAAUGAAAAGAACUAACAGUAUUUUCUCAUUCUGAUAACUGCAGGUUCAUCUGCUACGAUAGUGCUUAAUGAAACCAAGCUUGAUUCUUAAUGAUUUUCAUUUCAUACUAUCUGUUCCAGAGUGGGCUGCGGGUGCAAUUGGAUAUGAGAUUUUCGGUCAGAAACAUCCAUUUCAAAACCAGACUGUGGAUAAAGAAUCGUACAACAUUGACCAUCUGCCCGAGUUGAAGGGGUAUGCAUUGUAUGUUGUACUGUACGAUGUUGUAUUUAUCCUUAGAGAACGUUGCUGACAGUCAUUUGUACCUAAUAUUCUCUGACCCUUUACUUUGAGCUGAACUAUGCUAUGAACUGAACUAUGUUUUUUUGUGUUUAGAGCGCCAAUGGCUGUUCGUGUUCUUAUCAAAGAGCUCCUACAAAGACAUCCAAACGACAGACCUGACAUUUCAUUGGCUGCUACUGUUUGUCAGAUGUUGCUAUGGGCACCAGACUUGUGCAUGGUGGAUAACCAAGCGAGUCCAUUGGACAAUGUUAAACGGUAUUGAUUUUUUUUUCCUUAACUAAAUUGCUGUUUGUGGAUGUCAAUUACAAAUUUCAGCAGUUAGUUAAGUUACUGUAAUUCAGGCCUCGUGUAUAGAAGGUUAUGUAUUUUUUGUUUGUUUAGCGUGAACCUUGAUUACUUGAAUAAGCAUUUAAAUUAUUUUCAUUAUAGUUGGUUUGAACGCAUGACAUUGUCUCUGACAUUUGGAAUAUGGGAAUACCAAGAUCAACAAGAUAUUCCAGUUGAAAAACAGGCAAGUGUCGUGUUGUAGAAACAGUAAUACACCCUUUUGGAAAGUACUUCACUUGAGCUAUAGAGCCUCGUUUUCGCGUAUGUGACGUUGGUUAAAGCUGGGUGAAUUUAAAAUAAUACCAAAGUUUGCUUUGUUUUAGGUCUUACUCUCUUUCCUAUCUCGUACGAGUGUUGACGAAAUUGUGAAAGCGAUCCGAUGGUUGCAUGGCUUUUCAAACGUGGAUACGCCUUUAUACUAGACUUUAUAUUACUUGUAGUGCGCAAAAAUACACUUUGAUAUAUUAAACAUAAGAAUAAGGCAAGACAAUUCGUCUGACGAAUCUCGACACACCUAGAAAGGUUUGUGACAAUAUUAAACCAAUACAUUGUGUAUAAUGCAUUUAUUUAAUAGUUUUCAUCUAAUAAAAUAGUGGUAUUUUGUG
Messenger RNA from Paramuricea clavata, 5905 nucleotides. NCBI's taxonomy places the organism in Eukaryota, Metazoa, Cnidaria, Anthozoa, Malacalcyonacea, Plexauridae. The record is from the annotation of a GenBank genome assembly.